Molecule: messenger RNA, 4146 nt
Organism: Athene cunicularia (burrowing owl)
Lineage: Eukaryota; Metazoa; Chordata; Aves; Strigiformes; Strigidae
Gene: UNKL
Product: unkempt family like zinc finger
Exons: 14
Coding region: 373-2169 (598 amino acids)
Molecular function (GO): metal ion binding
Source: RefSeq, a predicted model, not a curated record
CGUAGACCUAUACGAAGGCGUGAUGGGACUUUUAACUACAGUCCAGAUGUUUAUUGUACAAAAUAUGAUGAGACUACAGGAAUCUGCCCAGAUGGAGAUGAUUGCCCUUACCUGCAUCGAACAACAGGGGAUACAGAAAGGAAGUAUCAUCUCAGAUAUUACAAGACUGGAACAUGCAUUCAUGAAACAGAUGCCCGGGGUCACUGUGUGAAGAAUGGAAUUCACUGUGCCUUUGCUCAUGGUCCACACGACCUUAGACCACCAGUAUAUGAUAUAAGAGAACUUCAGGCACAGGAAACCUUACAGAAUGGGCAGAUAGGAUGUGGUGAAGGCAUUCCAGAUCUGCAACCAGGAAUUUUAGCAAGCCAGGCAAUGAUUGAGAAGAUCCUUAGUGAAGAUCCAAGAUGGCAGGACACAAAUUUUGUAUUAGCUGGCUACAAGACAGAACAAUGUACCAAGCCACCCAGACUCUGCCGGCAGGGUUAUGCAUGUCCUCACUAUCACAAUAGUCGAGAUAGAAGACGAAAUCCCAGAAAAUUCAAAUACAGGUCCACUCCUUGCCCCAGUGUAAAACAUGCAGAUGAAUGGGGUGAACCUUCAAGGUGUGAAAGUGGGGAUAGCUGUCAAUAUUGUCAUUCUCGUACAGAACAGCAGUUUCACCCUGAGAUAUAUAAAUCUACAAAGUGCAAUGACAUGCGCCAAACAGGUUACUGCCCACGUGGUCCAUUUUGUGCAUUUGCACAUGUUGAAAAGGACACCAUGAAUGUAGUCAUACUGCAAACUGGUUGUCAAUCAAAGCCAGGCGCUCACCUGUUUUCAGCAGACAGCAUAGGAAUUGCAAAUGAAUGGAGCAGCAGUCUUAACUCCACAAACAGCAUUACAAAUAGCAGUGGGCAGUCUGGAAAUAUUUCCUGUUCUUCAAGUCCAACUGUAACAUCAAGUUCUGGUAGCAGUAGUUCUUUAUCACCCCUUGGACCUCUUUGUAGACAGAGAUCAUUAGCAAAUGGAGUUUUGUGUUCUGAGUCUAGCACAUCAGGUGUUUCUUCACCAACAUCUAGCUAUCCAAAAGCACCAGGUUUUGAACGAGAAGAUCAGGCAAAGCAUCGAAGCUUCCCAGCUGAGUGUCUGCAGAAAAUAAAUGAACAAGACAACAAGCAGAGUCAUCUCAGUGUUUUUUCAGCAGUUAACCCACUUGCUUCAAGUAUAACUUCCAGUCUGGCCUCCAGUGUUGGAUCAGAUAGUUCAUCUCCUACAACUGUCUCUGCUAUCAGUGCCAAAGCUCUCACAUUCUAUUCUGGCAGUAACACAGUUGAAUCAGUAAUAGGUCAAAGAUUACUGGGAAGUUCAGCACCUGUCAAUAUUCCAGGUUCUCUUGUUCGUUCCUCAUCUUUACAUUCAUCAUCAUCCCUUUCAACCUCUCCACUCAGUUCUCUUUCACAAUCGCUGUCUCAGUCUUUUGUUUCAUCUGCUACGGCUCCUCACCACCAGCAGCCUCAGCCUCUGAAGACAGAACAUAGUAUGUUAGGCACCUCAGCCUCUUCUCACAACUCUUUAGGUUUAAAUGGUGUUACAGGUAGCAUUUGGGACUUUGUAACUGGGAGUUUCUCUCCUAGUCCAUCUCCAGUACUAAGCAGUGGCACUACCCCCUCUAUAAAUUCAAACACCAGUGGGAAUGAACUAACUCGAGUUAGACAGGAACUUGAUGAUGCCAAGAGAAAACUAAAACAAUGGGAAGAAUCUUGGCAACAAGUAAAACAGGCAUGUGAUGCAUGGCAAAAAGAAGCUCAAGAAGCAAAAGAACGUGCUAAUGUCGCAGAUGCAGACAAACAACUCGCUUUUCAGAAGAAAGAGGAAGUGGAAAACAAAUUAAAAAAGCUGAAGGCACAAUUAGCUGCUUGUCUAUCUACUACAUUACCUUAUAUGAAAAACUAUGGAGAUAUAGAAAAGAUAUCCUUGCCAAAGCUUCGUUCCUUACAAAAUCAGCUGCAUGUAGAUCUAGAAACUAUAGAUGAGGUGAUUUUUCAGCUUCAGUCAAAGAAGUGUAUCAUAUGUCAGGAAAGUGAUCGUAGCAUUAUCCUGAAUCCAUGUCAACAUUAUGUACUUUGUGAUGGUUGUGCAGCUGCCCAAGAAGAAUGUCCCUGCUGCAAGAAAAAAAAAAAUCUGUGGUAACAUAGAGGCAUAGUACUCAUAUCAUAUUCAUGAAUAAAUAAUUUUAUGUCUUUGUAUUUUGUAUAAGAAUUAUAUCACUUAUAAUUAAUCCAUUUAAUAGUGCUAGACUGAUUUCCAUUCUGAUGUGAGAAACUUAGUCCCUUUAAGAAAGAAAAUAAGGCUUGCUCACCUUUACAUACUGGCUUUGGUCACUUGAUGAGGUUCUGUAGUCUUGAGGUUCUCUAAUUCCACACACACACCCCCAUCCCAUCCCAUCCUUUUCUGAUUUCCAUUUACAUUCCUAGUGUGCAAGCUACUUAGGUUCAUUUGCACUGUAAUCACUUUGUAUAAAUCUUCACAUAAUGCCUGAAUGAAUAGUUUAUAUUUUUUAUUAACAGAAGGUGGGUACAUAGAUACAGUAACUACACACUCAACAGUACAAAUGGCUCCUUUGCCACAUCUGUUGUGUGCAGAACACCAGAGCCAGUGUUUUGAAAUCGGUCUAACACUAUGUUUACUUGGAUGUUUGAAAAACUCUAAUUAAUAUAAAAGCACUUUUUAAUUAUUGUGUUUUGUUAGAAGAUAACUUGUAAAUGGCUUCAAGCUGCUUUCUAGGACUUAUGUUUAUUUUUUAAUAUGCAAUAAUAUGAUGUGUAAUAUGUGUACUGUGAAUUUAAAAUACUUCACAUGGGUUUACUGUUAAAUCACAGUAUGAUUAAAUAGAAAUGACAACUUAACUAGUUUUUUUACAAUUUGUAAGUUAACUGCAUACUGUAGGAUUUAUAAAUGUACCAGUGGAGACAAAAACAGUGAGGCACGUAAGCUUUCAUAUUCAACAAUAUGCUUUCAAUUUUGUGAAACAGAUCAGUUUUAGUAAACAACUGUGCAUUUGCCUAUUUCCCUCAGUUUGAAGGUUUGUAGUCUUGAAGUUUUUGUACAUCUCCUAACCUGUGUGGUACUCAUCAGGAGCAGACAUGAUACAUUUAAUACUACUAAGUGCCUAUGCCCAAUAUCCUAUAAAAUGGCAGAAGACAUAAAAAAUGAACUUUGCAAAUAAUUUCUAUUGCUUAAUUUUGUAUUGAACAAUUUGACAGUAACUAGAAUAUGCCUCUUGCUUUUAUAAAUAUUAAAAAAUACACUUUUUGCAGUAAUGAAGUAAUGCGUGUUUGAAAGGAAUUUCAUAUUUAGGUACAUAAUCAGGCAGUGGCACUUUGACACAGUGAUUCUUUUAAAAGGUGGUCAUACCCUUACUUCAUCCUGGUAGCUGGGAACACGCAAUUCAGAAGGAGAAGUUAUUAUUGCUGCAUGUUAACACUGUAUAUUUUUAUUUUUCUUACAUGGAAUAAUUGCCUGCAUUACUACUUUUUCUGUUAAAUUCAGGUGUGACACUAGUACAACCUAGAUUGAAAUGACCUACUACUGUGUUACAUGAUUUAUAUCUCCGUAUUACUGUAUUUGGUACAAAAAGUGAGUUCACACAAGCAGCAAAGAGUUAAUCUAUUUAAAGUUCAGUCAUGCUAAAACAAAAAACGAGAUAGAUACUAAAAUCAUUUAUUGUCGAAACAGAGCUUUUAGAACUGUGUCAGCAUAUUAAAUAAAGAGCCCAAGCCAAUAGUACUAAAAUCACUAUCUCCUUUUUAGUGUUCCUUGUAGAAAGGCUUGAGUUAGCAAAAAGUCAUUACACAUUUCCUGUGAGAACUAAAUGUACAGACAUGUUGUUGCUUUCCUAAGACACAUUGAUCUGCAGGAACGUGGAGACCUUUUGGGAAGGGAGAAAUAGGAUAAGAUAUUAAAUACAUUUCUACUUGUUUCAAAAUUUUGUCUGAAGAUCACUUUAAAGACAAAAGCUGGGUUUAAUAAUGUGAUUUUCUUGACUUUAACACAGUUUCUCGAAAAUGUACUGAGAAAAGUAUAAAAUUGGAUUGUAAUUGCAUUUUCAAUCACGCUUUUCUGUCCUAAGAUAUUGCUGUUUUAAAAGUGUAGCCAGCUUUAGACUUU